Molecule: messenger RNA, 1851 nt
Organism: Octopus sinensis (East Asian common octopus)
Lineage: Eukaryota; Metazoa; Mollusca; Cephalopoda; Octopoda; Octopodidae
Product: kappa-type opioid receptor-like
Exons: 2
Coding region: 200-1417 (405 amino acids)
Biological process (GO): neuropeptide signaling pathway
Cellular component (GO): membrane
Molecular function (GO): G protein-coupled peptide receptor activity
Source: RefSeq, a predicted model, not a curated record
UGCAGGAAACAGGUCAUUCUGUCUAUAUUUAACCUAUAUAUAUUUUUGGAUUCUAUCUAUUCUGUUCAAUUUGUCUAGCCGUUGACAUAGAGUGUUCCUGUGCUAUAAACUUUGUUCCUUCGCUUACUUAUCCACAGCUGCAGUACUUAAGUGCAUAUCGGAUUAAACAGAGAAAACGCGCCCCAAAAUCCGAAAAAAGAUGUUAUUUACUGAUUCAAUGCAGAAUGGAACAACAAACGGUACCGAAUAUAGUGUCACCAUCGAAGAACUCAACAGACAACAAGUUUUGAUAAGGAUCCCAUCUACCAUUCUUGUUAUAUUAACAAUGACCAUAGGUUUCGUUGGAAACAUUUUAACUGUUUACGUUUACGGAUUUCGCUUGAAGUUAUCCCCAACGUACCUGUUUGUCGUCAUGCUGGCUUGUGUAGAUUUGAUACUUUGUGCUAUUGUAUCACCAGGUCGCAUUGUCCAAAAUGUUUACCCCAUGAUGUCGACCUGGGAUGCACUGUGCAAGAACCAUAUGUGUUUGUCUGUCUUUACAGGACUUUGUAACUGUGGUUUUCUAGUGUCCAUUUCUAUAGAUAGAUAUAGAAAAGUAUGCCAACCGCUGAAGUCUCAGUUGUCAUUGAAAGUUGCUAAAAUUAUAACAGCUUGCAUUCUUAUUUUUUCCGCAAUACAGGGAAGCAUUGCUCUUCUAUACUAUGGAAGUAUCAAGAAAUCAACUGAUUAUCCUGAUAUCUAUAGCUAUUCUUGCUCAGCAAAAAAAUCCGAGAAGCCAAACUAUUACCAACUUGGAUUCUUUGCAUUCUAUCUUCUCUUAACAUUAUUUGCGUUCGUUGAACUCAGUGUAGUUUACACCAUAAUUCUUCGAAAAAUGAAAGUGAAGGAGAAACAAAUUAUUGUAUCACAACAAAAUAGGAAGAACGUUACAAGUGCCCUGUAUCCUGAUGAAACACAACAGAGAUGGAGUAAUAUACCAAAAAACACUGAUCCUAAUGUACCUGCAGAAGUUGUUGAAUUGUCUGUAGCAGAAACAUCAUCCGGUGUGUCAUCGGAUGAUACAUCAAAUGUAAGUGCAAAAAAUACAAAAAACACUGCACCUAUCGCGAUUAAAUUACGGGAGACGGAUAACGAAAGACGAGCAAGAGAGCAAACCAAAAGGAUACAGCGUAUUACUGUAACAAUGAUGAUGAUUACUCUGGUGUUUAUAAUAACCUAUAUACCCUGCGUUAUUGCCAUGAUGGUGAACGCAGUAUUGAAAUCCGAAGACACAAUGUCAGUAACAACAGCUAUAUUCUAUUGGCUCGCAAGACAUACGUUUUACCUUAAUUCAAGUUUAAAUCCAAUUAUUUACAGUUGCAGGAAUAAGAAUUUUGUAGACGAAGUAAAGAAGUUGUUUGGAUUAAAGCAGAAAUAAAUAGAAACAAAAGCACGCAUCAAUCUGAAAUAUAAAAUCAGCGAAAGCGAAACUGCUCUAGCAAACGACAAAUAGCAGUGAUAAAAAUUAAACGCAGAUUCGACAAUUUGUAUUCCAGUUCUUCGAAAUCAAGUGAACUACCACUUCAUUGACUUAUUGCAUGCGGCUGGGUCUGACGUAACCUUCUUAGAAAAUCAAUGUAAUUAUAUUGGUCUACUUUAAUGAGAGUUACGUGUCCACCUGUAAAAACUUCUGAACUAUUUUCUACUCACAUUUCACUCACAGUAUUGGACUCGACCUGAGAUUAUGUUACUCAAUCUGCCGGAUCCCAUGAUUGCGAAACAAACUUCUCACCACUGUACCAACCACCUACUACUUACAUAGUUUCUUCUCCUUCUUCUUCUUCUUCUUCUUCUUUUUCUUCUUCUUCUUCU